GCAUACUCCCGUAAUUGGAUUGUCAGGCCAGCAUUCCAAGCACUCAAUCAGCGCGGCAGGUCAAGACGGUGCAGCCUUGUUCGUGCAAGAGGAGCUCCUCCGAACACCUUGUGAAGCGCAGCCCUACGAUCGCCUGACUCAGGGACCACUUUGCAUCAUCGCCCGCGCUAGAACGUGAGCACCCUUACCCUUGCUGAGACAUAAAGCACGCCGUCCGCCGUGAGCCCGUCGUUGCACUAUUCACAUCUAUUCAGCCUCCGCCCGAGCACAAGAUCGCCCAAGUUCCCCAAGACAAAAGCGGCUUGCAUCGUGGAGAUUGAGCAGAUAUAAUAUACGCACAAUGGCCUUGUCAACACACGCCCUCGCCUCCAUCCGUCGGUACUCGACUUCCCUACCGCGCGACCCGCACUACCGCCUCAAAGCCACUCUUGCAACAGGCUACGUUGUAUCGGCGCUCGCACUGCCGUUUGUGCCGCCGCUGCUUGAGACCCGAAGGGCGAAGGCAGAUGGAAGUUAUCUGACGAGGGAGAAUGUGUAUUGCUCGAGCCAGUUCCAUCAGUGUGCGCGGUGAGUGCGGAGAUGGUCUGCACAUAUUUCAUCACAUGUCUUUCUUCAUUUGCAUCAAUCGUUUCAUCAUACCCGGCGCUUUUGGUUUGGCCUUUGGCGUUUGCAUG
Didymella exigua CBS 183.55 is the source of this 674-nucleotide messenger RNA. RefSeq lists its product as uncharacterized. NCBI's taxonomy places the organism in Eukaryota, Fungi, Ascomycota, Dothideomycetes, Pleosporales, Didymellaceae. Bases 341 to 571 code for a protein of 76 amino acids. The transcript has 3 exons. The record is from RefSeq and is a predicted model, not a curated record.